Sesamum indicum (sesame) is the source of this 1517-nucleotide messenger RNA. RefSeq names its product ATP-dependent Clp protease proteolytic subunit 4, chloroplastic. The record is from RefSeq and is a predicted model, not a curated record. Gene Ontology annotation, biological process: protein quality control for misfolded or incompletely synthesized proteins. NCBI's taxonomy places the organism in Eukaryota, Viridiplantae, Streptophyta, Magnoliopsida, Lamiales, Pedaliaceae. Gene Ontology annotation, cellular component: endopeptidase Clp complex. Gene Ontology annotation, molecular function: ATP-dependent peptidase activity; ATPase binding; serine-type endopeptidase activity.
AUGGAAUUAGUAGAGGAGCACCACCACCGUGGAAGGCGCUCAUCUGUGGAUCCAUCUCGGCGGUUGUCUGGCCGCCGCCGACUCUGCCUCAUCCAUCCCUCUCUCUCUCUCUCUCUCUUCUCUCUCUUUCUCUCUCACUCGCACACGCGCGCGCGCACUCAGAUAUUUCUCAGUUUAUCCGGCGUCUUCCGAUGGACUCUCUCACCCUCUCCACGCCGCUCAGCCACCACUCUCUACCCGUUCUCCCUCACUUCCUUCCACCACCAAACUCUGACCUCCUCCCCGUGGCCGGAAUCCCUCCUGCUCCAGAUUUCCUCCUCGGCACCGCAGACUCCCGCCACCGCCAUGCGUGGCGCUGAGGCGGAUGCAAUGGGAUUGCUGCUCAAGGAGAGGAUUGUGUUCUUGGGGAACAACAUUGAUGAUUUUGUUGCCGACGCUAUUAUCAGUCAGCUGCUUUUGUUGGAUGCCCAGGAUCCCACCAAGGACAUUAGGCUCUUCAUCAAUUCUCCUGGUGGCUCACUCAGUGCUACAAUGGCCAUCUUUGAUGUUGUACGACUAGUCAGAGCUGAUGUCUCCACGGUUGCACUUGGAAUUGCCGCAUCGACAGCUUCCAUCAUCCUUGGUGGUGGCACUAAAGGCAAGCGAUUUGCAAUGCCUAAUACACGGAUUAUGAUACACCAACCUCUUGGGGGUGCUAGUGGGCAAGCAAUAGACGUGGAAAUUCAAGCGCGAGAAGUCAUGCAUAACAAGAACAAUGUCACACGAAUUAUAUCUGAUUUCACUGGUCGAUCAUUUGAACAAGUUGAGAAAGAUAUUGAUAGAGAUCGUUACAUGUCCCCUAUUGAAGCAGUUGAAUAUGGCAUAAUCGAUGGAGUAAUUGAUAGAGACAGCAUCAUCCCACUUGUCCCUGUUCCUGAAAGAGUUAAAUCCUCUACCUUCAAUUAUGAGGAGGUCAGCAAAGAUCCAAAAAAGUUUUUGAGACCAGACAUUCCUGAUGAUGAGAUAUACUAGUUGUUGAGGUUAUCACAGGCAUUACGGAUAUGUUUUCAGGUGAAGAGUACACAUCAUGCAAUCACCGCCGUUCAGAUAAACUUGAUUAUGUCAGGAAAUCUUCCAAGUUUUUACCAUUUUCAUUUGCUGUAAUAGAGGGGACUUCCAUAUUCCAGUUGUGGCCAGAACAUCACUGCAAAAUUCGAAUGAAGUACCAUUCCAAGAUUUCAAGAUCCUAUUUUUUUCUCCUCUCGUAAUGUAAGGGGAUUCAGUUUAAGCAAAGGGAUCCCAGUGUGCAAUUCAUCACUACAUACUCUGUUAUUUGGCUGCUAUUGCAUUGAUUUUACAAUUACAACAGCUAGGCCAGAUCCUGUUGGUAAUAUUUAUCAGUAACUCUACUUCACAAAAUUGUAGUGUGCUAUAAGGCUAGAAUCUUGAGUUGGAUCCCAUGAGAUUGUGUUAAGAUGUUGAUUGUGAUUGUGAUGAAGGAAGAAAACAGGGGGAAGAACUACUUAUGAUCUUUAAAA